Lytechinus pictus (painted urchin) is the source of this 4704-nucleotide messenger RNA. Its product is annotated as max-like protein X. Gene Ontology annotation, cellular component: nucleus. Gene Ontology annotation, molecular function: DNA-binding transcription factor activity, RNA polymerase II-specific; protein dimerization activity; RNA polymerase II cis-regulatory region sequence-specific DNA binding. NCBI's taxonomy places the organism in Eukaryota, Metazoa, Echinodermata, Echinoidea, Temnopleuroida, Toxopneustidae. The coding region runs from base 280 to 927 and encodes 215 amino acids. The transcript has 9 exons. Gene Ontology annotation, biological process: regulation of transcription by RNA polymerase II. The record is from RefSeq and is a predicted model, not a curated record.
GAGAAUCUGAAGCGAGCGCGCCGCGCCGCGAGACGAGUACUUUGAUGAUUGAGUAACUGUCUGUGUAACCUGAGGCUGAGUCUGAGACUGAGAAUGGACCCAAAGUAGUUGUUUUGAAGUUUGGACAGGAACAUUUUUGGAGCUCAAAUGGAUUCUAAGUAUCCCCAGAAUUUCUAGAGUACUAUAGCAGAGAAGAGAGAUAAUCCCGUGGCGUGAAUGUAAGUCCCUCUGGCUCUGGGCUGGCGAGACGAGAGGUAGAGCUUGAAAUCAUCUGCAAACAUGGCUAAUCAAGAUUCAAGCUUCACCGAUUCCAGUUUUGAUACAAGUUUUCCAGAUGAUGCAAGUGUCAGGAGUUUAUCAAGACAGAAUAGUGAUGAUGACGAUGAUGCAGAGGCGUAUAGGAGUUACAAGGAUAGGAGACGGAAUGCUCAUACCGCUGCCGAGCAGAAACGAAGAGAUGCUAUCAAGAAAGGGUAUGAAGACCUCCAGCUGAUUGUUCCUACAUGCCAACAGGCUGAUCAAGUUGGAUCCCAGAAACUCAGUAAAGCUACUGUCUUACAGAGAUCGAUUGAUUAUAUCCAGUAUCUUGUCCAACAAAAGAAGAAACAGGAAGAUGAAUUGGAGGCUCUUAGGAAAGAAGUAAUGGCACUGAAAAUUAUGAAAGCUAAUUAUGAGCAGAUAGUGAAGGCUCACCAAAGCACACCAGGCCGAGGACAGAACCAGGUUUCAGACCAAGUUAAAUUCAAUGUGUUUAAAGCAAUCAUGGAUGCCCAGUUCCAAACCUUCAAUGCCUCAAUAUCAGUUGCUAGUUUUGCAGAGCUUUCAGCGUGUGUCUUCAGCUGGUUAGAAGAAUACUGCAAACCUCAGACGCUCCGAGAACUGGUUGCCGAGGUCUUGAGGAAAGCAAGUCAGAACCAACUUUAUUGAAUGAUAGUAAGGGAUUCCACCAACAAUACAAAGAGACUUGUACAAAGUUAAAAUAAUGAAUAUAAAGUUAAAAAAAUAGACUUCGAGAACAGGGAUACUUCAGCAUUGAUAGUAUCUUACUGACUCCAUGGAUUCUCUAAAUCCCUAGGAAAUUAUGCAGGUAAAUUUUUGUUGCGCCGACAUCUUAAGAAACGAUAAAUUUUGGACUAGUAUAUCAAUAUAUGAUGCUACUGGAGAGUAACUUCCUUAUACUGCAUUGACAUUGAGAGAGGAGUGCCUAACAUACUAUCCAGUUCGUGAGUGUUCAUCAUUAAUCUUCAAGUAACCCUAGAUUUCUUCAUGAGGAAGGCUUUCAGUUACUGCCUUUCAGCACAGGGGCCCGUAUUCUGAAGUCGGGUUUAAGUUAGACCAUGGUCUAACUCUGUGCUAAAAUUAUGGGAAGCCAAACGGUUCAAAAUUUUGUUUACAGUGAAUGCUUCUCAUGUUUACUGUGCUCUUUACUAAUUCUUUAAUGGUGAAGACAACUGUCAUUCUUAUCCUUCCCAGGCAGUUGAUAAUGUUAUGGGAGUCAAAUGAGCUGAUGAAUUGAACCUCUACUGUUAUAGAUUAACUGGCUUUCCAUAAUCACAACUUGAAACCAGAGUUUAAAUUAAACCCGACUUCAGAAUACGGGCCAGGAUGUCCUGUAUAGCUUUUAUAAACACUGCACACUAAUGUAGCGUAUCACAGAUGCAAUGUCAAUUUUGAUGAUAUUGCCUAACUUCAUAUGGCAUACAAGAUUGUCCUGUUUUAUUAGGUAUCCUUGUAUACAAAUGAUACAGGUGUUAUUAAUUUCAUAGUAAAUCAUGUUUUACAUUUAUUGUACAGUAUUGAAUGAAUUAUUGUAGACAGUAGACACCAGAGUAUCGUAAUUGGGGGGGGGGGGGGGAGUCCACCCAUUAAUAUUGCAGUUUUGGGGAGAUGAGCCACAUUGAACCCCCUUUUUUAGUUUCAAACUGCCUUUCUCAAGGUAUGGGACUUUCUGUAAACUAAAAUUGUUCUGUAAAUUCUGUAAAUCUAAAUUGUUUUACCAUUCUUCCCCUUCUUCAGCCUACAAAGAAUAAGUGCUCCCCCCCCCCCAUUGCACCAUAUGUAUAUUUAUGCAUUAUUGGGUUUCCAUGUACAAACGUUUGUAUCAUUCGUAUUGAAACCAUUGUAUGAAAUAGGAGAAAUGAAAUAAUAAUUCAGUAAGUUUUUCUUCAGUAACAAUUGUUUAUGUAUUGAUUUAUUGUCACAUGGUCUGAUAGCAUUUGGUCUUAUUCACAGUUAAAGGACAAGUCCCCAACAAAAAGUAGAUUUGAAUAAAAAGAGAAAAUCAAACAAGCAUAACACUGAAAAUUUCAUCAAAAUCAGAUGUAAAAUAAGAAAGUUAUAUUGUAAAGUUUUGCUUAUUUCACAAAACAGGUAUAUGCACAUCCUGGUCGGUAUCAUCCACUCACUAUUUCUUUUGUAAUUUAUUACGUGAAAUAUUCUAAUUUUCUCCUCAUGGUCAAGUGAUACGAUUAAUUCUUCCCUGAACAUGUGGAAUUACCAUUGUUUGAUAUUAUCUGGUUCAGACAUGUUGGUACUUACUGUCAAAUUAAAUAUUGUAUUGUAUAAUUCAAACAAUAAAAACAAAAGAAAUAGUGAGUGGAGGACAUCAUCAACUGUCUCAUUUGCAUGUCAUUGAAUUGCGCAUAUCACUGUUUUGUGAAAGAUAAGCAAAACUUUAACAUGUCAUAGCUUUCAUAUUUUAUAUCUGAUUUUGAUGAAAUUUUCAGUGUUAUACAAGUUUGAUUUUUCUUGGGUGGACUUGACAUUUAAGAAUGGGCAUAGCCUAAAUUGUACACAAUGGCCUGUACUCUGAACUCUAGUUAAAUUCAAAUUGUGGUCUAAAGUUGUGGUUUAACUAUGGAUAGCCAAUAGUGACAUAAAUCUCUAACAAUACAGGUUUAUCAGCUCAUCAUUCAUAAUUGUCUGAGAAUAAUAAUGGAAUUAAUUUCCAUUGUCCUUAUAUAGUAUGAUGAAAGAGGACAAUAAACAAAAGAAUUAUAUAGUGAUAGCAGAAUUUUGAGAUUUUUGGCUUCCCAUAAUUUUAGCACAGAUGAAAAGACCAUGGACUUCAGAAUCUGGGCCAAUGAUAUAAAUUGAAAUUAUGCUGCUUAUUGUGAACAUUGUACUGUAGUGCUCACAUCCAUAAAUGCCAAUGUAAUGUUGAUGUUUAGAUUUUUUUCUUCAUGUGUGAAAAAGUGUUACUUUAACAUUUAGUACAAGAACAAAAUUUGUGUGCAUAUAGGGACAUCUUGUGGAAGUAUGUAUUUUGCCCAAGUACAAAAAAAAAUUGAAAAUAUGAUUCCAUAUGGGGUUCAAUAAAAAUGAUUUGAAAACAGAUUCCAUAUGAAACGUAUUACAAUAGAAAAUAGUUAAAAGGACAAGUCCACCCCAACCAAACAUUGAUUUGAAUAAAAGGAGAAAAAUCAAACGAGCAUAACACUGAAAAUUUCAUCAAAAUCGGAUGUAAAAUAAGAAAGUCAUGACAUUUUAAAGUUUCGCUUAAUUUCACAAAACGGUCAUAUGCACAUCCUGGUCAGUAUGCAAAUGAGUGGACUGAUGACAUCAUUCACUAUUUCUUUGUAUUUUAUUACAUGAAAUAUGAAGAAAAAAUCUAAUUUACUCAUUGUCAUGUGAAACUUAAUUUCAUUCCUCCCUGAACAUAUGGAAUGACCAUUGUUUUAACAGUUAAUGGUUAAUUCCAGUUGGUCCUUAUUGUCAAAUCUGUAAAAAUUGAAAUAUUGUACAAUUCAAACAAAAAACAAAAGAAAUGGUGAGGGACAUCAUCAACUCUCAUGAUUUUUCUCUAUUUAUUCAAAUCAACAAUUUUCUGGGGUGGACUUGACCAUUGAUUAGUACCGAGUACACAGAUACGUUAGCACUAAGAGAGCACACUGACAGUAGACCCAGUCACAUCUUUCAGAUUACGAUGUCAAACAAUGAUCCAAGAUGUAAAUAAUGCACAUUAGGCAUCGCUGCGACUUCAGUCACAUUACUGGUUGUAACAGGGGCAUCUGUUAGUGCAUUGUUACUACUAACGUUUCUGACUUACUGUGUGGCCGGUACUGGGCAAUAUUUCACUUGAGGUUAAUUUGACUUUUGCAAAUUGAACAUGGGUAGAAUUGCCUCAAUUAAUAUGGAGACAGGAAAUUCAAAAGCACUUUUAACUAAAAGAAUGCAAGAGACUUACAUUGGGAUUCAUUCUCUUUAUUUAUUUCAUAAAAAAAAGUAUUUACAUCGACAAACAAGCAGUGUCAAUUUAAUUUAAAUUGACUGCAUAAAAUACAUGUAUGUGACUAUGGAUAUGUAUUUGUCAUCAGAAACUUCAAGAUCUAGAAACACAAAAUUGAGUUUAUCUCCAUACGCAUGAAAAGUAUAAAGAUAGUAAAAGCCUUAUACAAAAUAUUGGAAACCAUGAAGUUUAAUAAUUCAUCCAGGAUUAUGCCAUACUGAUCAUGUUCAUAAAAUAUAAUAGCCAAUGGUUUUGCAACAUUCUUGUAAGAACAGUGAACUACUCAAAUUUCCUUUUAACAGUGAAAACAAAUUGAUUAAGCAUCCAUUAGAUUGCUCUGGGAGAAAUCAAAGACUGUAGAUUUAAGUACAAUUACAUUGAGUUUGAAAAUACUGUUCUGGUACAUGUAUAUUGUGUCAAUAAUUGUAAAGAUUUCAAUAUAAAUGGUAUUCGUGUAAUAAAAUGUGUUAUUUUAA